This is a messenger RNA of Melampsora larici-populina 98AG31, 510 nucleotides long. RefSeq lists its product as uncharacterized. The transcript is spliced from 5 exons. Lineage: Eukaryota; Fungi; Basidiomycota; Pucciniomycetes; Pucciniales; Melampsoraceae. Gene Ontology annotation, biological process: endoplasmic reticulum to Golgi vesicle-mediated transport; intracellular protein transport. Gene Ontology annotation, cellular component: endoplasmic reticulum; endoplasmic reticulum membrane. The annotation marks the transcript as partial. The record is from RefSeq and is a predicted model, not a curated record.
UUAUAUAAUUGGAUGGUCUUUGCCUUAUUGAUCUUUGAGAUCGUCACCUUUAUAGUCUUGGUGAUGCCAUUACCAUUCACUUGGAGAAGAUCGAUUUUCAAAUUCUUGUCGACUUCACCUUUGAUUGCCAAACUUCAAUAUGGUCUUAAGAUCCUUUUCAUCUUUGUUGGUGUUUUAUUUGUAGAUUCGGUUCAGAGAAUGACCAAGAUCCAUAACGAAGGACAAGCAGCACGUGAACAGGGAGCAGGAGUAGGACGAGAUUUAAGGAGUGAAACCGAUUGGAGAAGUCGAAAGUUUCUCAGUGAACGUGAUAUGUAUAUGAGAGGCUUUACACUUUUCUUAUCUUUGAUUCUUUCAAGAACGUUUGGAUUGAUUUUGGAUUUGAUUAAAGCUCAAGAAGAUUUAGCUGUUUUAAAGAAACAAACACGUGAAAAGGGAUUUUCUACUGAAGUUGAAAAGAAGUAUAAACAAAAGAUUGAAGAUUUACAAAAAGAACUUGAUGUGAGUUGA